Molecule: messenger RNA, 228 nt
Organism: Spirodela intermedia
Lineage: Eukaryota; Viridiplantae; Streptophyta; Magnoliopsida; Alismatales; Araceae
Source: the annotation of a GenBank genome assembly
AUGUCGAGUGUGGUGGAUUCAUGGCGGAGGAAGAUGCCCGAGCUUGACGGGAGAAGCCAAGCGGCGGCGGGAGGCGUCAUGAAGGCUGAGUCGAGCCUGCGGGAAGGAGAGAAGAAGGGAGAUCAGGAGCCGCCGGGUGUGUCGCCGCAGAACAAGGGGCUUCGCCGGCAGUCCACACUGUCGGAGGUCACGAUUUCCAUGCUCAUGGACCGCUUCGCCCCCUGCUAA